UGUGACAACUCAGCGAGCUUCUCUAUGCUAGCAGCAAGUCUGGAUCGACAACCAAAGAUGAAGUCUGUGUGCUUAUUUUUGAACAAAAUGCCUAAACUCAAACGCCGGCUGCUCCUGACCGCGCUUCUGCUGCUGGCAGUCUCUUCAGCUUCAUGGUUUGCCAUCUUUCUCCUCCAUUCGUCAGAAGAAGAAGGCAGCCCUUCCAAUUUGGGUCGUCUCUCAGCUUCUCCUCCCACACCACACAUCACUCUUCCUGUAGAUUCAGGUCCUUACCACAACUGGCAGCUCUUUGCUGCUGACUUUGAAGAUAUGAUCCAAAGCUUCAAGAUUUAUGUUUAUCCCACCAAUUCUGCUUCUUCUACUUUUGCUUCCUCUGCUUCCAUUUUCCUUCCCCACCCAAACCCAUUCGACCCAAAACUCGGAAACUACUUCAGCGAGCACAUGUUCAAGCUGUCUCUGCUUAGCAGCUCCCUCAUCACCACCAACCCAGAAAAAGCCCAUCUCUUCUUCCUACCCUUCUCAGUCAAUCUCCUCAGAAACGACCCACGUGUCCAUUCUGAGCCGUCCAUUGCAGAUUUUGUUGCCCGAUACACCACCAGCAUCAGCCAAGAUUUGCCCUUCUGGAAUGCCUCUCUAGGGUCUGACCAUUUCUAUGCCUGCUGUCACUCUGUUUGUCGAGAGGCCUCCUCCAAACAUGUUGGGUUGCGCAACAAUGCCAUUCAGCUCACAUGCUCCUCCAGCUACUUCCAAAGAUUCUAUGUUACCCACAAAGAUGUUGCCUUGCCCCAAGUUUGGCCUCGCCCUCCUCAGCAUGCCCUCAACCCCCCACACGCCAGGGAUAAGCUUGUGUACUUUGCGGGGCGAAAUCAAAACUCUAAGAUCCGGCAGCAGCUGGUAGAUUUAUGGGGCAAUGACACAUACAUGGAUAUAUUCCCAGGGCAACCAUCUUACCCUUAUGAGGAGGGGUUUAGGAGGAGCAAGUAUUGCCUCCAUGUUAAAGGCUAUGAGGUCAACACGGCUAGGGUGAGCGAUGCCAUACAUUAUGGGUGCGUUCCUGUUAUAAUUUCCAACCACUACGAGCUUCCAUUUGCCAAUGUAUUGGACUGGAGCAAGUUUUCAGUUAUUGUCAACAAUGGCGAUGUUGCCUUGUUGAAGAGGACAUUGUUGUCGAUAACAAGACGAAAGUACAUGAGCAUGUACCAUAAUUUGUAUAAAGUUCGUAGGCAUUUUGUUUGGUAUGAGACUCCUAAGGGCUAUGACUCUUUCUACAUGACUGCUUACCAGUUGUGGCUCAAAAGGAGCUCCCUGCGUCUGUCUUCCUAAUUGAAUGGUUGAGGCUUUGAAAAUUGUAUUUUUUA
Messenger RNA from Prunus avium (sweet cherry), 1358 nucleotides. Its product is annotated as putative glycosyltransferase At5g03795. Gene Ontology annotation, molecular function: glycosyltransferase activity. Lineage: Eukaryota; Viridiplantae; Streptophyta; Magnoliopsida; Rosales; Rosaceae. The record is from RefSeq and is a predicted model, not a curated record.